CUCACUACUACCCCACCCUUCUUUUCCCUUCUUAAAUUCUUAAUAGUCAAAGUAUCGUUUUAUCACUUCAGAAGAUUGAAUGACCACUACAGUCACUAGUAACAAGGUGGAAGCCUCCUCCCGUAAGAAAGAAAAGACCCCGGUAGCUCCGGCCGCUGGGGCAGUGGCUAAUCUCGGUCCCGCUUUUGACCCCUUUGAUCAAGGUCAUCCUUUCAAGCCUUCAAACGGUCCUGCCACUCCUGAUUUGGAUGUUGGUGUAGGUAAAAGUGACAAAGUUCAUAUCCGUCUCCAACAACGAAAUGGUCGUAAAACCCUCACCACGGUUCAAGGUCUUCCGGACAAAUACGACUAUCGUAAACUUCUCAAAGUGAUGAAGAAAGAAUUUGCAUGUAACGGUACCAUAGUUCGCGAAGAAGAUGCCGAUUUGGAUGAAAAUACUCCUGCCGUCAAAAAGGGCGCUGGCCUGGGAGAUGUUUUGCAGUUUCAAGGUGAUCACAGGAUUCAAAUCCGUGAUUUCCUCAUUGCCAAGGGUUUCUAUACCGAAGCGGAAGCAAAGGAUAGCGUCAUUGUUCACGGCUACUAGACUCGUACAUGAUACGCCGCAAGCGGGCAGCAGCCUUUUAUACGCACGAUCAGUUUCUAUGAUGUAUUUGUUUCACAGA
Tremella mesenterica DSM 1558 is the source of this 662-nucleotide messenger RNA. RefSeq lists its product as uncharacterized. The record is from RefSeq and is a predicted model, not a curated record. Gene Ontology annotation, biological process: translational initiation. Gene Ontology annotation, cellular component: eukaryotic 43S preinitiation complex. NCBI's taxonomy places the organism in Eukaryota, Fungi, Basidiomycota, Tremellomycetes, Tremellales, Tremellaceae. Gene Ontology annotation, molecular function: RNA binding; translation initiation factor activity; ribosomal small subunit binding. The transcript has 5 exons. The coding region runs from base 80 to 583 and encodes 167 amino acids.